Molecule: messenger RNA, 1640 nt
Organism: Oppiella nova
Lineage: Eukaryota; Metazoa; Arthropoda; Arachnida; Sarcoptiformes; Oppiidae
Source: the annotation of a GenBank genome assembly
GCGAAUGAAGACGACUCUGAUUCGGACUCAGACCUCAUUGGACCACCACUUCCGCCGGGAUUUCAAUUGGAAUCCGAGACCAAAGAAGACACCGAAGAGAGAAGUGAUGACGAGUUGAGUGAUGAAGACGACGACGAGUCAAAUAGUCGUUACGAUGUGCUGCCGAUCAGUCAUGAGAUUGAACUGAUCCACGGCUCCAAAUCGGUGACCGCUUUGGCAUUGGAUCCGAACGGCUCGCGAGUGGUGUCGGGAGGACUCGACUACGAGAUGAAGUUUUGGGACUUCCAGGGAAUGGAUUCUUCGCUGCAAUCGUUUCGGUCGAUCACUCCGUGUGAAUGUCACGCCAUUAAGAAUCUGGAGUUUUCGGCGAACGGAGACGUAAUCCUUGUUAUCUCCGGCGCCUGUAUUGCGAAGAUUGUGGACAGGGAUGGGUUCGUGAAGGGGGAGACCAUAAAAGGCGAUCAAUACAUAACAGACAUGAAUCACACUCGAGGACACGUAGCUAUGCUGAACGAUGGCGGUUGGAAUCCAAGAGAUAAGGGACAGUUCGCCACCUGUUCUAAUGACGGCACCUGUAGGUUAUGGGACAUACAGAAUCUUAAGACUCAUAAAUCUGUGUUAAAACCGCGCUCUUCUGGCGGAUUGAGAGCCAUUCCCAACACAUGUCGUUACACAAGAAAUACAGAACUGGUUUCUGUCGGUUGUAAUGAUGGAAGUGUUCAGAUGUGGGACACCAGAAGAAGUCUCAUCAAUACCAGUGCUAUAGUACGAGAGGCGCACACAAAGGGCUCAGAGAUCACUUCAAUUCAGUUCUCAUAUGACGGCAAUUGUCUGUUAACUCGCGGUACAGACGACGCGCUUAAGCUGUGGGACAUGAAAAUGCUUAAGAAACCCAUCUUCGAGAUCAAAGAACUCUUUAAUCGCUUCUCAAUGACGGACUGCUUCUUCUCGCCCGACGACCGGCUCAUAGGAACCGGCGUUUCGUGUCUUAAGGGUGAAGAGUUGGGCCGACUUAUGAUGUAUUCACGAGACAACGCGGAAUUGAAGCACGAGAUCCCUGUGAGCAAAGGAGCGGUGAUCAGGAGUUCGUGGCACCCGAAGCUCAACCAAAUAAUAUGCGGCUCAUCUAACGGCGCCGUCAAAGUAUACUACGAUCCGAACCGUUCGGACAGAGGCGCCAAACUAUGUGUCGUUAAACACAAGCGAAAGUACAGAGAAAGCUAUGAAAAUAUUGAACAGCAGAUCAUUGCGCCACACGCUUUGCCACUGUUUAAGACUGAACGCAAGAAAUCAUAUCGUCUUCAGAUGCUUAAGGCUCGUAAGGAUCCCAUCAAAUCUCGUAGGCCUGAGCUCCCGGUGACGGGUCCGGGACAGGGCGGUCGCAUCGCUUCGGCCGGCAAUACGUUCGCCUCAUUUAUAGCCAGAAAUCUUGGCGUUAAGAAUAAGAUCGACGACAACGAAGACCCGCGAGAGGCGAUCCUCAGACACGCCAAGGAGGCCGCAGAGAACCCCUAUUGGGUGUCACCGGCCUAUGCGGCCACUCAACCCAAACCUGUUUUUGCCGCCGAGACUAAAGAGGACGACGAGGACGAGCCCUCUGCCAAACGGCCGCACAUUCCUGUGUAGACCAUUCAGUCAUC